AUGGAUCGCGUUCCGGCAGCGGUUAAUGUUCAUGUAGAUUUUGAGAGAAUAACCACAACAGCUCAGACUAUUGUUAAAGAGACAGUUACUAAGCUGAAGAAACCGAACAAACAAUUCUUCCUGAUUGAGUAUUGGAAUCAUUUUGUAGCUCAUCUCCCACCUCUACCAGCCUGGACCAAAAUCUCACCAGAGAGCAAAGGCUUAGCAUAUGCUAUCGUCACAAUCGUGCCGAUUAUUCUUGUCAUUCUUUGUAUUAUUAUUCAAAGCUGUUCCGGAAGCUCUGCUCCCCGAACAUCCCGCAGGAGAAAAUCCCGUCACCGAAGUAGAAGUUCAACUACAAGAGGAAAAACGUACGCAUAA
Messenger RNA from Auanema sp. JU1783, 360 nucleotides. NCBI's taxonomy places the organism in Eukaryota, Metazoa, Nematoda, Chromadorea, Rhabditida, Rhabditidae. The record is from the annotation of a GenBank genome assembly.